Molecule: messenger RNA, 2049 nt
Organism: Brassica oleracea var. oleracea
Lineage: Eukaryota; Viridiplantae; Streptophyta; Magnoliopsida; Brassicales; Brassicaceae
Product: cytochrome P450 86A2-like
Molecular function (GO): heme binding; monooxygenase activity; oxidoreductase activity, acting on paired donors, with incorporation or reduction of molecular oxygen
Source: RefSeq, a predicted model, not a curated record
UUACUAAAUCCUCGACUUCAGAAUCUGAACAUUCUUUAAUUUAUCUCCAAACGAAUUGUUUGCACUGAUAGAAACUUAGCCAAAUUUUCAAAUCCCAUUCAAUUAGUAUACACUCUCUCAACAGUCUCCAUUAAUGAGGGUUGCUGCUUCUGAUGGCUAGCAGUAACAGUUUUUAUUUUCCUCCACUUGUUUUUUCUUCUUAAUGCCGUCUUCUCUCUAUAUAUAUUUUCCCAAGAAAACCAAAUCCUUUUGUAUUAAACUUUGAUUUAAUCUCAAACUCUAGUUUCGGAAACACCAUUCAAAUUCCUUAACUUUCCUGGAAAAAGAAACAACCAUUUCAUUUCCAUAUUAAUCAAUCACAACCUCCAAUUACUAUUUCGAGAGAGAGGAAAAUCAAGUUGACCUCAGAUAUGGAUGUAUCCAAUACGAUGCUGCUUGUAGCGAUCGCUGCAGCUUACUGGCUAUGGUUCAAGCGGAUCUCACGGUGGCUAAAGGGUCCACGUGUCUGGCCGAUAUUGGGCAGUCUUCCGGGUCUGAUCGAGCAGCGUGACCGUAUGCAUGACUGGAUCACUGAGAACCUCCGUGCGUGUGGCGGUACGUAUCAGACAUGUAUCUGUGCAGUGCCUUUCUUGGCCAAGAAGCAAGGUCUCGUGACGGUCACUUGCGACCCCAAGAACAUUGAACACAUGCUCAAGACCCGCUUCGAUAACUAUCCUAAAGGUCCCGCGUGGCAAGCCGUUUUCCAUGACUUCCUCGGCCAAGGAAUCUUCAACGCUGACGGCGACACCUGGCUCUUCCAGGGCAAAACCGCCGCUCUUGAAUUUACCACCAGGACGCUGAGGCAAGCCAUGGGUAGGUGGGUAAACCGGGGAAUCAAGCUCAGGUUCUGUCCGAUUCUUGAAACGGCUCAGAUCAAAUGCGAGCCGGUCGACCUCCAAGACUUGGUUCUACGCCUCACAUUCGACAACAUUUGCGGUUUAGCGUUUAGAAAGGACACUCGAACCUGUGCGCCAGGACUUCCCGAGAAUGGAUUCGCUUCGGCUUUUGACCGAGCCACCGAAGCUUCUCUGCAGCGGUUUAUUCUGCCGGAAUUCCUGUGGAAGCUCAAGAAAUGGCUGGGGCUCGGCUUAGAAGUCAGCUUGAACCGGAGCUUGGGAGAGAUUGAUGGGUAUUUAGAUGCAGUCAUUAAUACACGUAAGCAAGAACUGCUGAGUCAGCAAGAGAGUGGGGUCCAAGGACACGACGAUCUCCUCUCCCGUUUUAUGAAGAAGAAAGAUCAGAAAGGUCAGUCUUACAGCGAGGGUUUCCUGCGGCACGUGGCGCUUAAUUUCAUACUAGCUGGUCGUGACACGUCAUCAGUAGCACUGAGCUGGUUUUUCUGGCUCGUCACGACGCAUCCAACGGUGGAGAAUAAGAUCGUGCGCGAGAUAUGCUCCGUUCUGAUCGAGACGCGUGACCGCGUCUCGUCGUGGACGGAGGAGCCCUUAGGAUUCGAUGAGGUGGAUCGAUUGGUUUACCUCAAGGCGGCGCUCUCGGAGACGCUCAGGCUUUACCCAUCGGUGCCGGAGGACUCGAAGCACGUCGUGAACGACGAUAUUAUGCCGGACGGAACCUUCGUACCGGCGGGAUCGUCGGUGACAUAUUCGAUAUACGCGUCGGGGAGGAUGAAGACAACGUGGGGAGAGGAUUGCCUGGAAUUCAAGCCGGAGAGGUGGAUCUCGCCGGACGAUGGGAAAUUCCUGAACCACAAUCAGUAUAGAUUCGUGGCGUUUAACGCCGGACCAAGGAUAUGUCUGGGGAAAGAACUAGCAUAUCUCCAGAUGAAAACGAUAGCUGCGGCGGUUUAGCACUGCGUACCACCCACAGACGGAUGGACAAUCCGAGAGGACCAUCCAAACACUUGAAGAUAUGUUGAGGGCGAGUGUUUUGGAAUGGGGAGAUAAAUGGAGCGAAUAUCUACCAUUGAUGGAGUUCUCAUAUAACAACAGCUACCAUGCGAGCAUUGAAAUGUCCCCGUAUGAAGCGUUGUAUGGGCGACCCUGUAGGACC